This is a messenger RNA of Gongylonema pulchrum, 831 nucleotides long. NCBI's taxonomy places the organism in Eukaryota, Metazoa, Nematoda, Chromadorea, Rhabditida, Gongylonematidae. The record is from the annotation of a GenBank genome assembly.
GCAACAGCAUCAAUAGUUCGAACAACAGCACCAACAGCUUCUUCAGUAGCCAGCCCUCCUCAAGCAAGUGCCAUCACAAAAGCGAUGCUGAAAAAACCUCCUCAGUUAGAACAUGUCGAGCGGACAUCACAAAACUCUGCUGAACGAAGAACUCCUUCGCCCGAUGUUGCUUCCGAAGGCGCGUUGAAAAAAUCGAACAAUAAGAGCAAUAAGUUUCGCAAAGAUUUACCGCCAACCGAAUGGCCAAUACAUGUGGAAAUUUCGAAAAGCGAAGGACCAGAAAUCGAGGCACUGAAUGAUAAGCUCAAUCAGUUGAUCGAACGGAUCACCGAAUCUGCUGAUCUGAGUGCUGGCGAAGAAAUUUUGCUAGUUAGUAAUACAUUGUCGAAACUGUAUUUACAAAUUGUACCAAGAGAUAUCAGCUAUACAUAUACGAUGAAUCUGGAACAGCAUCUCUGGAAACAGUGCUUCCACACAUCCAUUGAGGCGCUUCGAGCUGCAAGCAAUUCCGUCGAUGAUGCAUCACGUGUUUUUCGCUCAAGCUUAAUUAAACUUAUUCAUCAGGGUUUGGAUUUUUAUGCACGCCUGUUUAACAAAUAUGAGAUGGUAUUUGAAUUUCUCAUCGAAGAUUAUUUGUACUGGCAAACGGGUCUACCGGCGGACGAUUUUUUGGGAUGCGUUCUUGUUGAUUCGGGAGCACAUGAAGCAGCUGACCCUGUAAUCAAAGUUGCGCUCUUAUCACUGCAAAGGAUGGCAGUUUCGGUUGGCGAUUUGCAGCGUUACAAUGCGAUUGUCACGGGAAUUAAGAAUUAUUCAAAUGCAUGGUUGUAA